AUGGUUCUCGACAGCUUCCUGUCAGACCAACUAGGAACACUUCGAGUGGAGUCUGCUAAAUACCAGCAGAUUGACCUGGGAGCAGAGGUGUUCAUAGCCCUUCUUCAGAAUGUAGGAAGACAUUGGUCAGUCGCCAGAGUCUAUGGGCGCCUCUGCCACGUCGAGGAGUUAGGAGACGAGCUUGUCACGACCGAACUCUCCAAUACGUUGUGCUGCGCGAAGGCGCGGAUCGGACACGAUGUGCGGAACCGCAUCUUCAAAGGGGGACGAUGGCAUGGCAGAGACGGCAAUGAUAAGGAUGAGGACGAGGCAUCCGAGGAGGGGGAUGACGACGAUCGUGAAGACAAGGGCAGUUGUUGCGGAGAUGACAAAUUGGAAGGACUGAGCUCGGCGAAAAUUACGCGGCUGCGGCCUGUUGCGGAGAAUAUCGUCCAUCAAACCAUGAGAAAUGGGUUCUCAGCCGCAUUGCAGUUGCAUACUACCGACUUGACUUGCUUGACAGGGCAGUUGGAAGACGUGCUGGGCCGAGAGAGCUCCCGAAAGGGCAUCGUCGAACGCGGCGAUGAGCUUUGGAAGGCAGCGGUCGAGGUGAGAUCCACGGCCAAUGUCAAAGCCCAGAUUCUUCAGUUGUGCGCAGGCUGCCUCUGGUUCGAUCAGUGGGAUCGCCGGGUGUCGGAAUCUUCUCGAUAUCCCCAGGCAAGGCGAGCAGGGUGCAUCACACGGAUCACCAACCAAGUCUGUUACCUGAUCGGGAGAAGAGGGCUGCUUGCAUUCGUCGCGAUGGCCGAGCAACCAAUGGAUCGAUUCCUGCCCGGUCAGCUGUGA
Cryphonectria parasitica EP155 is the source of this 825-nucleotide messenger RNA. RefSeq lists its product as uncharacterized. Bases 1 to 825 code for a protein of 274 amino acids. The record is from RefSeq and is a predicted model, not a curated record. Lineage: Eukaryota; Fungi; Ascomycota; Sordariomycetes; Diaporthales; Cryphonectriaceae. The transcript is spliced from 3 exons.